This is a messenger RNA of Racocetra persica, 225 nucleotides long. The record is from the annotation of a GenBank genome assembly. NCBI's taxonomy places the organism in Eukaryota, Fungi, Glomeromycota, Glomeromycetes, Diversisporales, Gigasporaceae.
AUGAAUGACAAAGAGUAUUAUGAUAGCAUGAAGUUAGAACAUAUAGAUGACGAUGUGGCGAUAGAUAAUAAUGUGGUAAUAGACAAUGAUGUAGUGAUAGACGAUGAUAUAGUGAUAGUAGAACCAGAUUAUACUGACUUAGAGGUAGUAGAUUCUAAUAGUGUUGAUAUGAACACAGAAAGUUCAAAUUAUAACAAAGUUUCACAGUUGCCAACAAUGAUGUAG